AUGCAAUUAGCCAAACUCCUCCACUACAAAGGCUUCCACAUAACCUUUGUGAACACAGAGUACAACCACAAACGCCUCCUUAAAUCUCGAGGUCCCGACGCUCUUAACGGCCUCCCCACGUUUCGAUUCGAAACCAUUCCCGAUGGCCUCCCUCCAACCGAUGCCAAUGCCACCCAAGACAUACCAUCCUUAUGUGAUUCCACUAGCAAACACUCCUUGCCUCACUUCAGAGAUCUUCUCUCCAAGCUCAAUUCUUCUCCCGAUUCGCCACGUGUCACCUGCGUAAUCACUGAUGGUGUUAUGAGUUUCACUCUUGAUGCAGCUCAGGAAAUUGGUGUUCCCGCAGUUUUUUUCUGGACACCUAGUGCUUGUGGUUUCAUGGGCUACGUUCAGUUUCAUCAACUCAUAGAAAAAGGUCUCACUCCUUUUAAAGAUGCCAGUUAUUUUACAAACGGGCAUUUAAAUACUGAGCUAGAUUGGGUACCAGGCAUGAGGAACAUCCGUUUGAAGGACUUCCCAACCUUCAUGAGAACCACAGAGCCGGAUGACAUCAUGCUGAAUUUUCUGGUGGGUGAAACAGAGAGAACUAAGAAAGCUUCCGCCGUCAUUCUGAACACAUUUCAUGACUUGGAACAUGAAGUCAUAGACGCACUUUCAACUUUGCUUCCGCCUGUUUACUCCAUUGGACCCCUAAACCUACAACUCAAACAGAUCCCAGCAGAUAACGAGUUGAAGUCUAUUGUUUCAAACCUAUGGAUGGAGGAGCCAGAGUGUCUUCAAUGGCUCGACACCAAAGAACCCAACUCUGUGGUUUAUGUCAACUUUGGAAGCAUUGCAGUCACCACAAAUGAGCAGCUGAUUGAGUUUGCUUGGGGACUUGCAAAUAGCCAAAAAAACUUUCUAUGGGUGAUUAGGCCAGACCUUGUUAGGGGAGAAUCAGCUGUGGUUCCGGUAGAGUUUUUGGAAGAGACGAAAGACAGGUCUCUAUUGGCACAUUGGUGCCCUCAAGAACAAGUCCUGAGCCACCCAGCGGUAGGAGGGUUCUUGACGCACAGUGGAUGGAAUUCUACACUGGAAAGUUUGUGCGGUGGGGUGCCUCUGAUCUGUUGGUCCUUCUGUGGAGAGCAGCCAACCAAUUGUAGGUACAGCUGCAGAGAAUGGGGCGUAGGGUUGGAGGUAGGGGAUGAUGUGAUAAGAAAUUAUGUGGAGGAGCUGGUGAGAAAGUUGAUGGAGGGAGAGGAGGGCAAAAAGAUGAGGAAGAAAGCCUUGGAAUGGAAGAAGUUGGCAGAGGAGGCUACUACUGGUCCAAAUGGAUCAUCCUUUUUGGAUUUGGAACAAAUGGUUAACAAGGUGCUUCUAUCUUCUAGAAAUUAG
Molecule: messenger RNA, 1374 nt
Organism: Prunus armeniaca (apricot)
Lineage: Eukaryota; Viridiplantae; Streptophyta; Magnoliopsida; Rosales; Rosaceae
Source: the annotation of a GenBank genome assembly